AUGAAGUUGUUCGUUUUACUUUUUGCUAUCGUGGCAGUAGCGUACGCUCGCCCACAAGGAUAUGGCGGUGCCGCCGAUGCUAAUGCUGGAGCUACUGCCAAUGCCGAAGGCGGUCAAUAUGGACCACCUGGUCGUGGUCCCGGAGGACCUGGCUUUAUAGGAGGCGGAUACGGAGGAGAUGGCGGACACGGAGGUCAUGGCGGACGUGGCGGUCAUGGCGGUCAUGGCGGUCAUGGCGGUCACGGCGGCUCGGGCUUCCCCGGCAGGCCAGGUGGCAAUGGGGGCACCGGCAUGGGCGUAGCCAGGUAG
Rhagoletis pomonella (apple maggot) is the source of this 309-nucleotide messenger RNA. RefSeq names its product cold and drought-regulated protein CORA-like. The transcript has a single exon. Bases 1 to 309 code for a protein of 102 amino acids. The record is from RefSeq and is a predicted model, not a curated record. NCBI's taxonomy places the organism in Eukaryota, Metazoa, Arthropoda, Insecta, Diptera, Tephritidae.